CUAGACAUGUGACAUGGGACGACUCGUGCGAUUCCGUCGACCGGAUCAUCAUCCCAAUCCAACGCGAAUCUCUCUCCAGCAAAUCAAUCGCCGGCGACUCCUAACUCUUAAGGGAUAGAAAGACCAGGAAAAUGCCUUUGCCUCUCUGUGCCUCUUCGUGACACCUUUCCUAACCCCGGCCUUUGAUCCUGCUCUCCUUCUCUUUCCUUUCUCUUUAAUUCUCCUUACUUGAUGUAUCACUAGGCCGCUCCUUUUGUUUGUGACUAUUCGCCAUCGCCCAUCCUGAGACCUGUCCUGGGGAGCGUCGUCUAGUCGAUCGCUCUGGAGGAUUCGAUUUUUAUUCCUAUUCCAGGAGACGGCACACAGUCGUCAUGGCACAUAGCAAUGAUGGCUCGAUAAUUUCCUCAUCCGAGUACCCUUCGUGGAAUCCCAUGUUUCGUCCUGACGGCAGUGAUCCCCAUCCGGACUCGGGCGCGACUGGAACGGCUCUACACUCCGAUGAUGCCGCAGCAGGAGACUCUCCCCUACCUGACGAUAUCCUUUCCACGACUGCGACGGACAGUGCAGAAAUGGCGGCCUUAGACGAUCCCAGUUCGCCGGCGCAGGAGAAGCCAGGUGUCCCCUCUCCGGAUGAUGGCGAACCAUCCGCUCCCCGUGCGAUUGACCCUGACCAUCAGACGAACGCCGAUCAGACCUCGAAUAAGGACGGCGUCAUAUCGGAAGCAGAAGAGAAUGGAGACCCGCGAAUAAAUGGCAAUAGCCAGGCAGCGCAUACUGGUUUCCAGUUGCCGACAGAUGGCGAAUCUGCGCCUGCAGGAAAUGAGGACGCGGAUCAGGUUGCGCCUCCUGAGGAGGGUGAGGCCAAACGAACUGAACCUCAUUCGACGCUGGAGAACCAUACCAUUUCUCCCCGGAAGGACAACGGAGAAUUGAAAUUGAGCAUCGGAGGGGCUUCAUUGUCGGACCACCGAGAGAGCUCUGUGGCCGAUUACGGGACGGAAAAUAACAACGGCGUUGGCUUCUGGAGAACUGCCAUGGAUGUUAAUACCGAGGCGGACGAAGAAGACUUUUUUAACCAGUUGAAUACGCAGACGAAGCCAAUAUAUUCUCCUCCGGACCCAGAUACAAGAUUUGAAGAAGGGAUGCCUCUUUUGGACGACAGUAUCGAGAGCCCCGUUCGGCCGGCCGUGAAUGGUGAAAAUGGAAUCAAUACAAUCUUUGAUGAAGAUGAAGAUGCAGAAGGUGGCUUCUUUGAAUCCAUUCAGAAGUCGUCGAGUCUCGGGGAAGAAGAAAAAUCUCCAUCUCAUAUCACUCGCAAAAGCACAUCACAAGUAAUUGGGGACAUUGGGUUGGGCCCAGAUUCACCGGCAAGUGAAACAUCACCUACUUCUAAGCAACACAAUAAUCUUGAAGGCGCCCCAACUUCUGAGAACCCUGUCAACGAGGCUCCUUCGGAAGAAGAUCUGGCCGCACGGUGGGAAGCGGAACUCGAUGAUGACGAUAUACUUUUGGGUGAUGAGCUGGCAGAGGACUCCGUUGCGGCUCAAGUUCCUGUUGCUGAAGGGGCUCACGGACCUGUUGACCACGUCGUUCCAAAUGGUCUGAACAGUCCGUUUGAAUCGCCUCCCCGUGGCAAGCCGGUCUCUUAUACGCCUCACCAGCCUUCUACUUCAGACCUUGUUCAAGGGCUUUCUGUUGAUGGUAUUUCGCCGGCGGAUACCACUUUUGGUUCCUCGUACUUUGCGCCACCGGCCAAACCAACUCCUCCAGCGCAGAAGCCUGAAAGUUUCGUCGAACGCUCCAAAGAAGGUUACAGAUCUCCUUAUGACCUCCCAGAGGACCUUACACUACCCCGGAGACCACACAAACCCGCCGCUCCAAAGAUUGCCAACACGCCGUUGCCUCCUCGAAGCAGCAGCAUUCCCGUUCCUCCUCCCAUGUCUACUUCACCGUCUCUGUCUGGAAAUGCUCCGCCUAAGACGGUAGCCCCUCCUAAGAACUUUUACGAAGAGCUUCCCCCGCCACCAAGAUCUCGACCGGGAAGCUCAGGGCGAUAUACCCCCGAUUGCAAGAGUGCCGCUUCUGCGCUGUCUCAGCCGCCGCCAGUGACCUUUGGCCAGUAUCCUAGCGCACCUUCUCUCGGCUCAGAACGAUAUACUCCUGACCGCGUGGUGCCCUCAACAGCACCCCCGCCAGUUGAAAACCAGAACACUGCCCCCCCAUUUCCCACUCAGUUAUCCCCUGAGUCUUAUGCGCCGCCUCAGCUUCAGCAGCCUGAAAAGUUGGAUCCGUAUACGAACCUGCUAGCUCCAGCCGUGCCGUCCGUACCGAGCGCUGCUUCGAGGUAUUCUCCAAAACCUCCUGGGUUACAAGCCGGUUCAAAGCCUCCUCCUUCGCCAAGAUACUCGCCGGCACCACCUCCGUCCUCUGCUCAUGCAUCUCGUAGCCGCUAUACCUCUCCACCGCCAAGUGCAUCUGGCUCAACAGGGUCUCUUCCGUUUCAACCACGCACUUCAAGCCCUCUAGCUUACUUUGAAAGGAAUGCAUAUCAACCAGAGGAACAACAAGUGUCACCCUUGGAGCAGACAGUUAACAGAACUCCCUAUGCGCCACCCCAAACCAAUGGACAGAUCUCCGACCAAAGUCCUAUUGUCUCCAUUAACGCUUUGGAUUUCGCAGGAACUAGUGCUCAUGAGAAUAUUACCUCUCCUGUUACUUAUGGACCGACUUCUCCGCCUAGAAACCCCUAUGCUCCCCAACCUCAUGCCAAUGACUUGUCAACGAGGACUGGACCAGUUGCCGGAAUUCCGUCGGCAUUCCCGGCUCCUGGAUUGCAAAAUGGACCCAUGUCCAUUGAUGGGCCAUUCUCGCCUCCUCGCAGAUCCCGAACACAGUCCCCUGGCCAACAAAUGUUAGGCGGCCCAAGAUUGUCAGUCCCAUCAAUUGAUCCUCUCCAGCGUCCUGCUUCUGUUAAUGGCCCCGGUUCUCCAACACAAUUGCCCAAUAUUUACUCUCCGCCUUCCACCAUACAUGCCCAUGGUCCGUCUGAGCAGCUUGAGUUUAUACCCCCUAGUGAUGGGCAACAAUUGGAUCCGCUUGAGCGAUGGAAAGGCGCACCAAUUGUCAACUUUGGCUUCGGGGGUGUCGUUCUUUCUUGUUUCCCUAAACAUGUCCCGCGAUAUACGGCCGGCCAAGUCACUCCAAAGAUCAAAUCGAGUCCGGGUGAAGUGAAACUCAACAAACUAAAUGAUUGGGUGUCACGACCCGAAAGUGUUGUACGGUAUCCUGGCCCUCUCAAGGCUAAGUCCAAGAAGAAAGAUGUUCUUGCUUGGCUUUCGAGUAAGAUAGCUGCGUUUGAGAAUGAGGGCCUGUCCGAGGCGGCUCAGUUACACCCCGAACCAUAUAAACGUCAAGAAGAAAAGGUUUUGCUUUGGAAGAUUGUUAGGGUUUUGGUAGAAAAUGACGGGACCUUGGAAGGUUCGCCUGACGUACAAAACGCUGUGCGAAAUACGAUAUUUCCGAAUCUCCAGAACUCGGAAGCCGAGCAGCCGUAUGCAAACAGCUUCACGAAUUCGGCUGAUUUCAAAUCGGAGGUGCAGUUCCGGCCUGACUCGGUCAGCCCACAAUUCACGGAGACCCUACGUGACAAUCUGCUCCACGGCAAGCGCGAAAAAGCCGUAUGGGAAGCAGUUGACAAUCGUCUAUGGGGGCAUGCAAUGAUAAUUGCUUCGACACUGGACAAGUCUGUCUGGAAACAGGUUGUCCAAGAAUUCGUACGACGAGAAAUGAGGCCUUCGUCUGGGAAUGCCGAGUCGCUCGCAGCGCUGUACGAGAUCUUUGCGGGAAAUAUUGAAGAGAGCAUUGAUGAGCUCGUGCCUCCUUCAGUUCGAGCUGGCCUACAGAUGGUCAGUAAAGUUAACAGUCAAGGUCCAACAAAGAAUGCACUUGAUGGCCUCGACAGGUGGAGAGAGACUCUUCAGUUUGUUCUGAGUAACCGGAGCCCUUCUGAUUCAGAGGCGCUUGUGAGCCUUGGACGACUACUGUCAAACUAUGGUCGUACAGAAGCGGCACAUAUCUGCUAUCUGUUUUCGCGGACCCCAAUAUUUGGUGGUGCUGAUGACCCACAGUCGAGCAUUGUUCUACUUGGAGUUGAUCACCAGCGUUUCACCCAUGUUCUACUGGAUGAAGAUUCCAUUCAACUGACAGAGGUAUAUGAAUACGCGACCUCCGUUCUAGCCAACUCCCCUACGGCUACUUUGCCGCAUCUUCUAGCCUUCAAACUCAUGCAGGCGAAGUCCCUUGCAGAACAUGGUCGCACAUCAGAAGCCCUGCAGUAUUGUGAUGCAAUUGUUGGGACGCUUAAAGCCACAACGAAACCCUCUGUAUAUUGUCAUCAACAGCUGUUUUCUGAAGUUGAUGAACUCACUGCGCGCCUAAAGCAAACUACCAGCGAUGGAGCAUCCUCUUGGAUAUCAAGGCCUAGUAUGGAGAAAGUAUCUGGUUCAAUGUGGGCGAAAUUCAACAGCUUCGUGUCUGGCGAAGACAGUGAUGCAGCGUCAACGGGAUCCGGAAAGAUGGGAGAUGCUGAUGUUGGACCCUUUGCAAAGGUUACCGGUACUCCAACCGUCAGCCGUUCGCCUUCCGUGACAGAUUUAUAUGGAUCAUAUCCUAUUUCGGGUUCGCAACCUAUUCCGACUGGAAUGCCUUCGCGAUACCAUCCUGGAAAUCAGUACGUGCCGAAUGGCUCGCCUGACAAUGUCCGUGGCAGAACAUCUUUUGAGUCUCAGAGAUCUGGCUCUUUCGGAUUUUCCGUUGGGCAAAGGAGAAGUUCCCAGGAACAGCCACCCCCUGUGGAGGCCAACCCGUACCAACCAGCGCCACCUUAUAGCUCAUCGCCGGCUACUGGAUAUCAUUUUACGCCACCUCAGACCUCGUACAUGCCUCUCGCACCAGUCGAUGAAGAUCGUGCCUAUCAGGCGAAAACCCAGUUUUCGGCCCAACCUAGUUUUGAUUCAUUUGCUGGAAACGGAAACCCCGUGAAUGUACCGCCGCCAAGCAACUCCGGGUAUAUGCCAGUAACCAGCGGUCAUAGUUAUGAACCUCCAUCAAGCAUCGAUGCUGUUGUCGAGGAUUCAGAAAGGAGACCCUCAGUGGAUCAUGAUGAUGAUAUGGCAACGCGUGCAGAGGCGAUUCGGAAGGCCGAAAAAGAGCAGGCGGAUCGUGAAGCGGCCGAGGCGUUUAAGAAAGCCGCCGAAGCAGACGCUAAGAAAGCCCCUCCUCCAAAGAAGGGCUGGUUCAGCGGUUGGUUUGGAGGCAAAAAAGAUGCCGCCGCAACUAACAACGCUGCUGGUGGCGGUGGUCCGAUUCGAGCUAAGCUCGGCGAGGCCAGUUCGUUUUACUAUGAUAAGGAGCUGAAGAGAUGGGUCAACAAAAAGGAUCCCGGUAGCAGCACGUUGGCACACAGCACGCCCCCUCCUCCAAAGGGGCCCGCCCCCCUGGCCAGGUCUGAUAGUCCUGGUGCGCCUCCGACGGGUUCUGGUCCUGGGAGCAGAGCCCCUUCGGCCAUGGGCAAUCGUCCUCCACUCUCAGCAAGCCCAGCGCCUCCCCCGUCAAGCGCACCGCCUCUAGCAGCUGGGAAUAUACCCCGUUCUAUAUCAUCUACCCCAGGGAUUCCACCGCCCCGGCCGGCUACAUCAUUGAGCAAUGCAACUUCCAUAGAUGACUUGCUUGGGGAACCACAAGCACGCAAGGGAGGGUCUGUUAGGGCGAAGAAGAAGGGCAGAUAUGUCGACGUCAUGGCUAAAUGA
Messenger RNA from Monascus purpureus, 5807 nucleotides. NCBI's taxonomy places the organism in Eukaryota, Fungi, Ascomycota, Eurotiomycetes, Eurotiales, Aspergillaceae. The record is from the annotation of a GenBank genome assembly.